This is a messenger RNA of Drosophila elegans, 3412 nucleotides long. It is a transcript of the gene ND-51L1, whose product is annotated as NADH dehydrogenase [ubiquinone] flavoprotein 1, mitochondrial. Lineage: Eukaryota; Metazoa; Arthropoda; Insecta; Diptera; Drosophilidae. Gene Ontology annotation, biological process: mitochondrial electron transport, NADH to ubiquinone. Gene Ontology annotation, molecular function: 4 iron, 4 sulfur cluster binding; NADH dehydrogenase (ubiquinone) activity; NAD binding. The record is from RefSeq and is a predicted model, not a curated record. The transcript has a single exon. Bases 1298 to 3394 code for a protein of 698 amino acids.
GGAACAUUAAUAGAAGGGGUUUUAAAUCAGUAUUUCAGGAAGAGAUUAUCAUUAAGGGGUUUCCGAUGGAAUAAUUUAAAGUAAUCUUGAAGUUACCGAAUUGGUUAGAUUUUACAUAUUUUGUAGUAACAAUAUUGAAAUGACAAUGACUUAUCAAUGGCUGCUGAAGUGGUCGAUUACUUUACGUUUAAUAGAUUUUGUAAAAAUAAGUCAAUAAAGUUGGCCAUAUUUUUUGAGGUAUAUUUUGGCGUAAGAACUUAAAAUUUCAUGAUUACGUUUCAUAGUUUGGGAAUUUUCUCUGCUGAUUGGGGCUAAUUACUUGACUCACUUUUGGUUAGUUAAGGGAAAUUUCGGGCAGUUUGCUGCUUUAAAAUCAGCAAAGUUUUGUUUAAAAACCAUCAAUUAUGUUUCUGUUUAGCCCUCCAAUCAAAACACACACUUUGCGGUAAAUUAAAGUUUUGUUUUAUUUGCGGCGCUUGUGGCGCUGCUGCUUUUUCGUCUUCGCAUUUAGCUAUGCAUAUGAGGUAUCGCUAAAUUUAGCACUUCCUUUUGUCUACUUUCAUUUUUAUACAAAUUGCGGAAAAGGGGCGGGCAUGGGGGCCUUCCCCUCGGCACUCCGCUCCCAUUAACUCGAAAGUGGGUGAGUGUGAGUGGUGCCAUAUCUGAGCGCUUAUUCCAUAUUUUGUUUAGAUAUAACAAAAGUGAUUAUUGCUAAUUUGCUUUCAUUGCUGUUCACUCGUUCGCCCACAAACACAAUCGCACACGGCUUAAUUUUUCUUUCUCAGUAUUUGUUUUUUAUAAUUCGCCUUUUUCCACUUCUUGUCCAUUUUUUACACUUGGCUGCACUUAAAUCACGCAUUGCCCAAUGUGCUGCCUAAAAAUUACUAGCUGUAAAUGGUUCUGGGGCCGCUGGUGACACUUCCAUAUCGGACGGCGUAUUAAUGCUAGUGUCUAAUGUCUGAAUUCCGUUGCUCACUGUCGAAUAUGGCAUAGUUAUUUAGUUUUUGCUUUCCACCAUGUAUAUAAAACACAAAUAGUUUUAUCGAUUAUUUUGAUUAGAUUCGAGGUGUACCCAUUGUCGGGAACAGUCAUCAAUGGGAAUAUCCUAGCUUGACGUUAUAAAUAUAUCGCUUAGGCCAUAAAUUAUACAAUUGUGAAUAACAAAAGGCUGCAUAUAGGAGUUUUCUUAUAUCUUGCAAAAAUCUGAGACGUAGUAAGCCUGGGAGCGUUCUUUCAUACAUAACAAAAUAGUACACCUUUAAUAGAGAAUUCAUAGCUGCCGAAUAUAGACGACAAAAUGAUAUCUUUGCCAUUGCAUCGCCGACUUUUUGGUGCUUACAAGAUUUCUUCGGUGCUAACUCGAGGCCAAAAAUGCUUUUCGGAAGUUAAAAAACUUCAAGUUGCUGAUAAAAUUGAAAACAUGAAAUCGGUUAACAUUUUCGGAAUCGCUAACAUAAGAGAUGUUAAGCUCAAUAUACCAAACUAUACUGAGAGCUCCAUUCCACCAAUAAUUUGGUCAGCCCAAGUACCUCAUAUAAGCAAAGAUAAUCAACUCAAUGAUAACGACGAUUUACUAUCUUCCGAACAGCGAAGUAUUAAGAGGGACAAUUUAAAAACUAACAAUCAAAACCAAGAGGAUUGUUCAAAAUUUCCCACUAAGAAACCACCACCCACAAAGAAAUUUCCAAUCAAUGAAAAUGCCGAAAAAGCACUGGAACCAGAUGAAAAAAUAAGAAUUAAAGCCAAGUUAUUAGAAAGGAUUAAAGGUAUUGCUACAAGAAAUAAGUCUAAGCUCGAGGAAAAAGUGGAAGGGCUUAGGGAUGAAUUUACAGAUCAAUUGGUUGAAAUAAAAAAAGCAGCAGCUUCGAACGAGGAAAUAAAGCCUAUGAUGAGUUUGCAAGCCAAGGAGCCAACUUCAACUCCUCCCAAAGGACCUGCUCCACCACCCAAAGGCGACUCUGCUCCACCAAAAGGCGGUUCUCCACCACCCAAAAAUCCUCCUAAAGGUCCGCCGCCUGGAACUCCUCCACCUCAGACGAAAACCACUUUCGGGCCACUGGCCGAUGCAGAUCGAAUCUUCACCAAUCUAUAUGGACGUCACGAUUGGCGUUUGAAGGCGGCAAUGAAGCGAGGAAAUUGGUACAAGACCAAGGAGAUAUUGGACAAGGGCGACAUGUGGAUUGUGAAUGAGAUAAAGACCUCUGGACUGCGAGGACGUGGUGGCGCCGCGUUCCCCAGUGGACUUAAGUGGACCUUCAUGCACAAGCCGCCCGAUGGCAGGCCCAAGUUUCUGCUGGUCAACGGGGACGAAGGCGAGCCCGGGACUUGCAAGGAUCGCGAGAUAUUGCGUCACGAUCCGCACAAGUUGAUCGAGGGAUGUCUCAUCGCUGGACGGGCAAUGGGUGCCACCACCGGAUUCAUUUACGUUCGUGGCGAGUUCUACAACGAGGCCUGCAAUCUUCAGUAUGCCAUUAUAGAAGCCUACAAAGCUGGUUACCUGGGCAAGAAUGCCUGUGGCUCGGGCUUUGAUUUCGAUCUCUAUGUGCAGCGAGGUGCGGGUGCCUAUGUUUGUGGAGAGGAGACUUCCCUGAUUGAAUCCAUUGAGGGCAAGGCGGGCAAGCCGAGGAACAAGCCUCCCUUUCCGGCGGAUGUCGGUGUCUUUGGCUGUCCCUCGACGGUGACCAAUGUGGAAACGGUGUCCGUGACUCCAACAAUUUGCCGGCGCGGUGGCAAGUGGUUCGCUAGCUUUGGACGCACUCGGAACUCGGGCACCAAGUUAUUUAAUAUCUCGGGUCACGUUUGCAAGCCCUGCACCGUCGAAGAGGAGAUGUCCAUGCCCACCAAGGAGUUGAUAGAACGCCAUGCUGGUGGAGUGAUCGGUGGCUGGGACAAUCUGCUGGCCAUCCUUCCGGGUGGCUCUUCAACUCCCUGUAUUACCAAAGAAGAUGCCGAGCGCUCAAUUCACGACUAUGAUGGCCUAAUGGAAGUGCGUUCCUCCUUGGGAACCGGUGCCAUAAUUGUGAUGAACAAGGAUACGGAUAUUAUCAAGGCUAUUGCCCGCUUGUCCGCCUUUUACAAGCACGAGAGCUGCGGCCAGUGCACUCCCUGUCGCGAGGGCCUCCACUGGGUGAGCAUGAUCAUGCAGAGAUUCGUCACUGGAAACGCCCAGAUCGGCGAGAUCGAUAUGUUGUUGGAGCUAACCAAGCAGAUCGAGGGCCAUACCAUUUGCGCUCUGGGCGAUGGUGCCUCCUGGCCGCCCCAAGGACUCAUCCGUCACUUUCGUCCGCUCAUCGAAGAGCGGAUCAGGAAGCGGGAGGCCGCUGAGCAGGCUGAAGCAGAUGCCAUCGCCGCCCAGCGCUUCCCUUGCCAAACAGUGCCUCCUUGUCCAGAAUAAAGCGUGACUAACUGCCUA